AGUAGGACAUGGGAAAUGUAUUUAUUUGUUUGAUUAAUUCAUACCAUUUGAACCCAGAGUUUUGGUCAAGACCAGGUCCUCAGCAAUCUACUGUGAGGUUCAGAAAGUUUCUUUUCUUGUAACACUUCAUGUAAACGUGCACCAGAAAGCGAGAGAGAAGGAACUGAAUGAGAGCCAAGCAGGCAGCAAUACUGAAGGGUUUGGAUCCUUGUUGCCAACCUUAACAUGUCUAAAAAAAGCAAUGCCACUCUGGCAGGGCCAGCCAAAGUGGAAGUGGGUUCAGAGAUUGUGGCUGUAAGAAGCAAUAGGGUCGUGCAGAAUAAUACCAUUGGCCCAGCAGAGAUUGUCAUCUGUGAUGGAAAGAUAGCUGAUGUUCUUCCAAAGAGAAACUGGGCCAGACCCAGUGGAGAAAAGAUCUUGGAUGUUGGAGACCUCGUGGUCAUGCCUGGAAUAAUUGACCCUCAUGUGCAUAUAUAUGAGCCUGGACAGCCAACUGGUGAAGGAUUUACAUCUGUGACUCAGGCUGCAGCUGCAGGAGGCAUCACCACUGUUGUUGACAUGCCCUUGUACUGCAGUCCUCCAACCGCAACCUUGUAUGCCCUUGAGAAAAAGCUCCAGUCUGCCAAGGGAAAGUGCUAUAUUGAUGUUGCGUUUUGGGGUGGCGUCAUUCCUGGAAAUCAGGCUGAGCUCCUACCAAUGCUGAAGGCUGGGGUUCCUGGAUUUCAGUGCUUCCUAAUGACCACUGGUGUGGAGGACUUUUCCCAUGUUUGUCUACAUGAUAUACAUGUGGCAAUGAAUGAACUGCAAGACACAGACUGUGUACUCCUGUUCCAUCCAGAACAGGAGCCAAGUCACUCCCUGCCUGUCCAAGAGGACACCAUGGAGUACAGCACUUUCUUGGACACACGCCCUUAUACCAUGGAGGUGGAGGCCACCAUCACCAUUGCUGAACUCUGUCUCCAGUAUAAGAUACCAUGCCACAUCGUUAAUCUGUCCUCUGCUCAAGCCUUGCCCAUCAUCAAGGAUGCUCGUCAGAAGGGAGCACCAAUUACUGUAGAAACUGCCCACCACUACCUCAGCCUGGCAUCUGAAUGCAUUCCUCCAGGAGGCAUCUACUACAAAUGCUGCCCUCCUAUCAGGGACAAGAACAACCAGGAGCAGCUGUGGGCAGCUUUAGAAGUGGGAGAGAUAGACAUGGUUGUCUCAGCUCAUACUCCUUGCUCCCGAGACUUGAAAGAUUUGAACAAUGGAGACUUCCUCAAGGCCCCGGCAGGGAUUGCUUCACUACAGUUUGGUCUCCCUCUCUUCUGGACCUCUGCAAAAUCCAGAGGGUUCUCCUUCCAUGACCUAGUGCAACUGAUGUGCAAAAAUCCUGCCAUUCUGAGCAGGCUGGAAGACCGUAAAGGAUCACUUGGCCCUGGGAUGGAUGCAGACCUGGUGAUCUGGAAUCCAGAAAAGGAGUUUGAGGUGAAUAAAAACAUAAUCCAUCACAAGGAUAAGCUAACCCCAUACUUGGGUUUCCAGCUUUGUGGUGAGGUCUUUGCCACUCUUGUACGUGGCAGGCUGGUUUAUCUGAAUGGGAAAUUUGCACCCAAGCCAGAAGGGGACCUGCUUGUGACUGAGAGGAAGAUGCCUACAAGUGUCUCAUCACCCUACUACUAAUGAGGAAGAGAGUAUGACAAAUGUACUAGCUAAACUGAAGUGCCAUACACAAAUCUGGGCAGAAGAGAAGCUGGAAGAAUA
Molecule: messenger RNA, 1743 nt
Organism: Lacerta agilis (Sand lizard)
Lineage: Eukaryota; Metazoa; Chordata; Lepidosauria; Squamata; Lacertidae
Product: allantoinase, mitochondrial-like
Exons: 12
Coding region: 226-1662 (478 amino acids)
Biological process (GO): allantoin catabolic process; purine nucleobase catabolic process
Cellular component (GO): cytoplasm
Molecular function (GO): zinc ion binding; cobalt ion binding; allantoinase activity
Source: RefSeq, a predicted model, not a curated record